Molecule: messenger RNA, 441 nt
Organism: Ictalurus furcatus (blue catfish)
Lineage: Eukaryota; Metazoa; Chordata; Actinopteri; Siluriformes; Ictaluridae
Product: centrosomal protein of 162 kDa-like
Exons: 3
Coding region: 42-404 (120 amino acids)
Biological process (GO): cilium assembly
Cellular component (GO): axonemal microtubule; centriole; centrosome
Source: RefSeq, a predicted model, not a curated record
ACAGGUAAUUUGCUUAGAUGUAAUUGUUAUCUGUUUAGUAAAUGGCUGGUUUUGUGUUAGAGCAUGUGUUUGUGUGUGUACAGAGAAGGGAAUCGCAGCUGCAGGAAGAAAGCCGCAGGUUGAAACAAGAGAAGCAGGCUCUGCUGGUGGACUUGCAGAUGAUGAAAAAAGAAAGGGAUUUGGCAAAAGCACAAGUGAUCUCUACCUCAGGUGAUAAAGGGUUUGAGUUGAAGCUGCUGGAGGAAAGUCAUAAGGAGGAGGUGGCUGCACUGAAGAAGAGACUGCAGUGGUAUGCUGAGAAUCAGGAGCUGCUGGACAAAGAUGUAGCCAGACUCCGAUCAGCCAAUGCAGAGACACAGAGACUAACUGAGCAGGUGAGAUGGGUGGCACCCUGCUACCAAUAAAACACGAAAGGAUUUUUGUGAAUUAUUUCCUCAAUAU